Aspergillus clavatus NRRL 1 is the source of this 1521-nucleotide messenger RNA. RefSeq names its product M28 family metallopeptidase. Gene Ontology annotation, molecular function: metalloexopeptidase activity; aminopeptidase activity. The coding region runs from base 1 to 1521 and encodes 506 amino acids. The transcript has 3 exons. The record is from RefSeq and is a predicted model, not a curated record. Gene Ontology annotation, biological process: proteolysis. NCBI's taxonomy places the organism in Eukaryota, Fungi, Ascomycota, Eurotiomycetes, Eurotiales, Aspergillaceae.
AUGACCAUCACAACAUCAAGCUUGAUAGCAUCAGUGCUGGCUCUCUCAGGGGAAGUGUCUGCCCUCCAACUGCCUCUCUUCAGCUCCUCGGAGGCCCAGAUUCCAGUGGCUGGGCAGGACUUGAUCAGCUCCUCCGCACUGCAGAGCCAGGUCAACGUCGAUAACUUGCUCAGGAGAGCCGAAGAGCUGUAUCGCAUUGCAGAACUUGGACAAGAUGAAUAUAACCAUCCCACUCGAGUCAUUGGCAGCAAAGGCCAUCUGGGGACACUGGACUACAUCUACGCGACGCUCCAGGAAUUUGACGACUACUACACCAUCUCCAACCAGUCCUUCCCCGCCGUGACUGGCAAUGUUUUGGAGUCGCGCCUGGUGCUGGGACACAGCGUUCCCGAGUCCGCCCUCCCCAUGGGGUUGACGCCGCCGACGAAGGAUAACGAGCCGGUCUACGGACCACUCGUGCUCGUCGCCAACCUGGGCUGCGACGCGGCCGACUAUCCGGCAAACCUUACAGGCGCCAUCGCCUUUAUCAGUCGCGGCAGCUGUCCGUUUGGCACCAAGUCGGCCUUGGCGGGCCAAGCGGGUGCCGUGGCGGCGGUCAUCUACAACAACGAGAAAGGCGGCUUGGGAGGCACCUUGGGCACCCCGUCGCCGCACCAUGUGGCUACCUUUGGAAUCUCCGACCGCGAUGCGGCGCCAUUCCUCGAUCGAUUGCGGCACGGAAAGUCGGUCGAUGCCAUCGCCUACAUGGACGCCACGGUGGAAACGAUCAUGACGACCAACAUCAUUGCGCAAACCCAGGCAGGAGACCCCGACAACUGCGUAAUGGCGGGGGCGCACAGCGACAGCGUGAUGGAAGGUCCUGGGAUCAACGAUGACGGGUCGGGCUCUCUGACCUUGCUGGAGGUCGCCUCGUUACUGCCCCAGUACCGGGUCAACAACUGCGUGCGUCUGGCCUGGUGGGCGGCCGAGGAAGAGGGACUGCUGGGAUCGGAUUAUUAUGUAUCGGUGCUCUCGGAAGAAGAGAACCUCCAGAUCCGGCUGUUCAUGGACUAUGACAUGCUGGCGUCACCCAACUUUGCGUAUCAGGUGUACAACGCGACCAAUGCCGUCAACCCGGUCGGAUCGGAGCAGCUACGGGAUCUGUAUACCGAGUUCUAUGAGGCUCAAGGGUUGAACUUCACUUAUAUUCCGUUCGACGGACGGAGCGACUAUGACGCAUUUAUCCGGAAUGGAAUUCCCGGGGGUGGGAUCGCCACCGGUGCGGAAGUCAUCAAGACGGAGGAGGAGCAGCGCAUGUUCGGUGGAGUGGCCGGGGAUGCCUUUGACCCAUGUUACCACCAGCUCUGUGAUGAUGUGGGAAACGUCAACCGGACUGCUUGGGAGGUCAACACUAAGCUGGUUGCACAUUCAAUUGCCACGUAUGCCCUGUCGUUUGAAGGGUUUCCGAAGCGAACCGGAGUCGCCAGCAAGGCAAUGGAGGAGAAGCCGAGGAAGUAUCGUGGACAUGCAUUGCUGUUCUAG